Plasmodium inui San Antonio 1 is the source of this 2055-nucleotide messenger RNA. RefSeq lists its product as hypothetical. The record is from RefSeq and is a predicted model, not a curated record. Lineage: Eukaryota; Apicomplexa; Aconoidasida; Haemosporida; Plasmodiidae. The coding region runs from base 1 to 2055 and encodes 684 amino acids. The transcript has a single exon. Gene Ontology annotation, biological process: DNA repair.
AUGGCGACGUUUAAAUCAAUAUACGAAGACUCACUCAAGGGGAAAGGAGGAAAUAUCGGACUUGAGAGAGUUUUGGGGAGAGUAUUUGAUGAAUUGAUAUCAGAAUUUAAGGCCAAGUUUAUUAAAAAAAUAUCCUUCCUUAUUCACGAAGUGAAGCAUAGUGGUUCCUCUUUGGAAGUUGCCAAAGGGGGGGCCCACUAUAAACGGGAGAAAUAUGAAAGCAGACAGAAGGAGCGGGAGGGAGGAAAAACACACACUUCUGAUACAUUGAGCGUUUACUUAAGCAGCUUCACAGAUUCAAAGAGGAAGAGUUUGUUCGAAAAAAUAAAGAAAGAGAUUGACGUCCAGGGGGCCGACCAUGUCACCGAGAGGACACUCGACAGGAAGAGAUUGAUCACAAACGGAUUCACCACUUUAGGGGAACGAAAGAUAUACGACGCGAACGAAAAAGUGAAACUUGAGGAUCACGGGAAGAAAAAAAUCGACGAGGUGAGUCUGCUGGAUAGGAAGAAUAGCACAGUGAGUAGCGCACGAAAUGAGCUCUCCGAUAUGCAUAGCGAAGCGGGGAGUCGAAAGUCGGGCAGGAGUGCGCGCACGAGGGACGCAGCUGGGGAUGGGGACGCCAAGGGGUUUGAGCAGUUGGGGAAGUUCGACGGGGUCGAGAAGCGGAAAAGAUUGGAGGCGUCGGAUCAGCUGAGCAUGUCGGACAUGUCUGAGAGGUCUCACAAGUCGCGCACCUCACACAAGUCAAGGACGUCACGGGUGUCUCGUGCUUCCCGCGCGUCGUGCACUUCUCGUACAUCGCGCAAGAGCAACCGUCCCAGGGAAGACCUUUGCACGCCAAACGAAGAGAGCAACAAAAGUCAGAAAAGUGAGAAAAAUGAGAAAUGUGAGAAAGAUGCUUACGCGAACAUCAUCAGUAAGUACACCGUUAAACGGUUGUUCUCUAAUAGACUGUACACCGAUGAGCUGAGUGACACCCAUUGUGGCAGUGAUGAACGGAGAGCAGACACAGUUCGCAGUGUCCACAUGGACAAAGCGAGGAGAUACAGGCACGCGGAAGGUGGCGGCGAUGCAAGUGGAAGCGCUGUAAGGGGGGAGGCCCCAUCAAACAUAAGUAAAGAAUGGACGAACCGGGAGGACAAAAAUUACAAAAUUGUGAAGAGAGAUUUUGACGAGCGUUCGAAGAGGAGUGCCAAAUCGAAGGCGAACUCGUUGGGGACGGGAGAUGACCCUCUUGAGUUCCUCAUCGCAGCAGAGGCUAAGGAAAGGAAAAAAUUGCAGGAGACAAGGGGAAGGUCAAAUGGGAGCGUCAAUAUGCAGGACAAACUGGAGGUGAAAUCGCACAAGGGGGAGCCUAGCAACGUCGAAAAAAGUGAGCAGUUAUUUUAUGAAGUCAUUAGAGGGAAAAGACGUAAACAUCUUAAAGGCUUCGAAUGCGAAGAUUGCAAAUCGUUUUAUGAGGAACUCUGUUGGGAUGACUCCGAUGGGGGGAAAAAGUACAAACGGGGUGCGAAACACCGACCAUGUGACAGGCACGGAGCCAGCAAACCUGCCCAGAACGGACUUCUACAUAAAAAGGAGGACAGAGGAAAUAAGCCUGCAGGAGACAAUUACACAAGUCGCCUUAGCGAAUAUGUCAAUGGGAACUACACGAGUGGCACACAACCCCAUUCGGUUAAGUCAUUUGGCGACUUGGCGUCGAUAAGGAGCGCAAGAUAUUUGAAGAGUGCUGAGCAAAGUGUCGACAUGGGCUCCGGGAAGUACGCGGAAAAGUGCAUUGACAAGUUUAUGGCUAAGUUUGGGGUGAAGGAAGAGGAUAACGACAGCUUGGUUAAGAUGGACCAAGUGCAGGAGGAGGAGUUUUACGAAGUCGAGGCGGAAGAGGCGGAAGGGGCGGAAGGGGCGGAAGAGGCCGAAGAGACGGAAGACGCCAAAGAGAGACGGAAAGAAGAUAAGAAAAAAAAACUAAUUCAGUCUUUUUCGCGCCACAGGUAUCAUAGCAAAGUUAAUGAUUCGCCAAAAAAUUUCUGGAGCUUCGAUUUUUUUAAAUAA